AUGGACGAUUUUCCAAUCAUAUUCCUCCUGUCGGCUCAUUUGGAGUCUGAAGAGCUCCAGGAACUCGAAGCGCAAAUCCCCACUCUUACAUAUGAUAUUAAUGAGGCUGAACUUAUUGUCGGCAAAGUCCUUCGAAAACAGCGUAUCCAGUUCGAGCUGCGGAAACACAACAUCGUGACCGAGGAUGUUAAUAUCGCCGACUCGCCAGCGCCUCCAAGUCCCAAACGGGCGCGGAUUGUGGCACCUGCUGAGCGCAGCUCAUCCCCCGAUUCUGAUACGGCAUCCGACGGAGAGAUGCACGGCCACACAGAAACAGCAGCAGGGACAAAAACCAUCCGGGUGGUGAAGCUCGACUGGCUUACCGAGUCUGUGAAGCUAGGCAGAGCGCUCCCUGUACGUGACUAUAUUGUCUACGAAGGCCGCAAGGUCUCAGCGACGCCCAUGAAACCUCCGCCAGCUCCUCCUACGAAGACGGCGCUUUCCGUGAGGAGCGCCCUGGCGAAAGCAGACACUCCUUCUGACAGAUGGCGGCCUGGGUCGUCUUACGGGCCAGGGAGAAGACCCAACCAGUUUGGACAUGGUUACCACCAUCGCCCCGACAGGCCACCGCCAUUGAUCAGGCAGACUACGUCGGAAAAUGAGGUUUAUAUUCACCUCCCGCCCAUCCCGGAACAUCUUCACGCGACGUACUCGUGUCAGCGUCCUACCCCGGUCAACCCGCCCAACGAGGUGUUCAUCCAGCAGCUUCUAAAAAUCAGAACCGGCAGAACUCUGAUAGCAGAUAAAAUAGGCGUCAGAGCCUACUCGAGCGCCAUCGCUACCCUCGCCGCAUAUCCAUACACCCUAACCGGCGCAAAAGAGGUGGAAAGACUCCCAGGCUGUGGCUCCAAAAUUGCACAGCUCUACCAAGAGUUCCAGGACAGCCACGAGCUUAACGAGGUCAAAGAGUACGAGACAGACCCUAAGCUUAAAGUGUUGAGGCUGUUUUAUGAAAUAUGGGGUGUUGCCGAGACCACUGCGCGAGAAUUCUACAACAAGGGCUGGCGAGACCUGGACGACAUUGUCGAGCACGGCUGGGAUACCCUGACGAGGGUGCAACAGAUCGGCGUCAAGUUCUAUGACGAGUUUCAGCUCAAGAUACCGCGCGCCGAGGUGGAGUCGAUCGGCGACACGAUCCUCAAGCACGCGAGAAAGAUCGACAAGGGAUUCCAGAUGGUCAUCGUCGGGGGCUACAGGAGGGGAAAGCUCGAGAGCGGCGAUGUCGACAUGGUUCUGAGCCACCCCGAGGAAUCGGCAACCAACGGCUUUGUCGAGAGCAUCGUGGUCAGCCUGGAGAGGGGCGGGCACAUCACGCAUACGCUCACGCUCAGCACUAAGAAUAGCGAGCGUAGCCAGCUGCCGGUGAGCUGGAAAGGCAACGAAAAGAAAGGCUCCGGGUUCGACACGCUAGACAAGGCGCUGGUGGUCUGGCAAGACCCCAAGUGGGCGUCGGGCGUGGCCAAGAACCCGAACCCGCACCGGCGCGUCGACAUCAUCAUCAGCCCGUGGAAGACGGCUGGGUGCGCCGUUUUGGGAUGGUCGAGCGGCACGACGUUCCAGCGCGACUUGCGCAGAUACUGCAAGAAAGAGCGGGCGCUCAAGUUCGACAGCAGCGGCAUCCGGAGCCGCCUCGACGGGUCGUGGGUCGAUUUUGAGAGCGACCUCGACGGCCGGCCGGCGCCGGACAUGCUGACGGCCGAACGCCGAGUCUUUGCGGGCCUUGAGCUGGAAUGGCGGCCACCAGAGGAGCGGUGCACCAAUUAA
Messenger RNA from Lasiosphaeria miniovina, 1803 nucleotides. RefSeq lists its product as uncharacterized. The coding region runs from base 1 to 1803 and encodes 600 amino acids. NCBI's taxonomy places the organism in Eukaryota, Fungi, Ascomycota, Sordariomycetes, Sordariales, Lasiosphaeriaceae. Gene Ontology annotation, cellular component: nucleus. The record is from RefSeq and is a predicted model, not a curated record. The transcript has 2 exons. Gene Ontology annotation, biological process: double-strand break repair via nonhomologous end joining. Gene Ontology annotation, molecular function: DNA binding; DNA-directed DNA polymerase activity.